This is a messenger RNA of Anthostomella pinea, 1839 nucleotides long. Lineage: Eukaryota; Fungi; Ascomycota; Sordariomycetes; Xylariales; Xylariaceae. The record is from the annotation of a GenBank genome assembly.
AUGUCCCGCGCAACCCCCUUUACCCGGGUCAUCUCCGUGCUCCUCGGCCUCACCACCGCCGCCCGCGCAUACGACGUUUUUGACUCGCAGUACCUGUACGAUCUGGGCUACUAUGGCUUCUGGCCGCAGACGCACUUUAAGAGCUUCGGCCUCACAGCGCCACGCCUGAACUACCUGACGUGGGACAAGCGAUGUGACGACGGCUACUACCUGAUCGCCCCGAAGGGCAAGAUCGUCUCGAAGCCCGGGCCCAUGAUAAUAGACGCGAGAGGGGAGCUGGUCUGGGCUGACGAUAAAUUCGGUAUCGUCACGGAUCUCGAGGUCCAGACGUACAACGGCAGCGAUUACCUGACUUUCUGGUCUGGGCCUGACGGCACCACCCAUGGUUACGGACGGGGGAUACACUACAUGCUUGAUAGUAACUACGAGGUAUUUCGAAAGAUUGAACCCGUGGGCGAGGAUCUGAAGGGCGACCUACAUGAAUUCAAAAUUACUGAGCAUGGCACGGCCAUGAUGACCAUAUACAGCCCGGUGCCGGCCGACCUCUCUUCCAUCGGCGGUCCGGUACAGGGGUGGGCUCUUGACAGCAAGUUUCAAGAAGUCGAUAUCGAGACAGGAGAGCUGCUCUUCGAGUGGAGUGCGCUCGAGCACCUCCAAGUCAACGAAACAAUCCGCUACUUCGCAGGCGAAGACGACGGCACGGCCCCAGGAACCGCCUUUGACUUUUUCCAUAUCAACAGCAUGGACAAGUACGCCGAUGGAAACUACAUAGUCUCGGGUCGGCACACGAGCACAAUCCACUGUGUCAGCCCCGACGGCACCGUGCUCUGGACGCUCGGGGGCAAGAAGAACAGCUUCCAGGACCUGUCGGACGGCCUUGCCACCGACUUCACGUACCAACACCACGUGCGUCUGCACGACAACCACACGCUCAGCAUUUUCGACAACGCCAAGGCAGAACGCUGGGGCCCGGCAACGCCACACGACUACAGCCGGGCACUGCUGAUACAGCUCAAUACGACGCAGAUGACGGCGACGCUUCUGCACGAGUACUGGGACCCCGAGCAGCCCAAGCACCCGGACUCGCAGGGCUCGGCGCAGGUACUAGACGACCGCGUCGUCAUCAGCUACGGCUUCCUCCCCGCCGUGACCGAGUUCGCGCGCGACGGGUCCGUGCUCUGCGACGUGCAACUGGCGCCCGCACUGGUCUCGCGCUGGGGCCUCGUGACGACGUACCGGGCCUUCAAGACGCGCGGCUGGGUUGGGCGCCCCACGAGCGCGCCCGCUGUGUUCAUGAAGCCGUCCGAGGGCCGCGUGUAUGCGAGCUGGAACGGUGCGACCGAGGUCCAUCGCUGGGUGCUGCAGGGCGCCGAGUGGGCGGACCUGGAAACUGAGAAGUUCGUUGAGCUGCAGGUGCACCGUAAGGACACGUUCGAGGCCAGCUUUGACAUCGAUAGCUCGAUGCCAAAGUAUCUGCGCGUCGCGGCCGUGGGCAGGGAUGGCAAAGUGCUGCGGUAUACGGCUAUCGUGAACCGGUUCGUGGGCAAUGCGCCGGGCCAUUUUGUGCGCAACAUCAUCGUCGCCGUCGUCGUGUCCGUCGCGCUGGUGCUCGCCUUCCUGGCGCUGUUGCGCAAGAAGAGUGUCGCGGGCAUGAGGCUCGGCGCCGUGCACGCAAUUGACGCCGUUGCGCGCCUGGUGCCCAGCUCGACGCGCUGGGAAGGCAAAUCGCCAUUGUUGGCCUAUCCGGGUGCGGAUGCUGAUGCCUAUAAGCCUAUGCAGCGGUGGAAGGAGUGGAGGAGUGCUAGGGGGCAUGAGUUGGAGCCGCUUUAUGAGGAUUGA